This is a messenger RNA of Rotaria sordida, 981 nucleotides long. The record is from the annotation of a GenBank genome assembly. NCBI's taxonomy places the organism in Eukaryota, Metazoa, Rotifera, Eurotatoria, Philodinida, Philodinidae.
AUGAGUAACGUUACUUCUGCAACUCGUAUGAUAUCUACUAAUCGUAAUAUACGACAACGUUGUCAAUUAAAAUAUUCCAAAUACGGUAUAUUUAAUUGGGAUAAAUGGACUGAGUAUGAUUGUAUAUUCUGUUCGUUUAUUGAUGUUAAUGGUAUUCAACAAAAUCAACUCGAAUUACAUUCAAAAUAUAAUAUUCAUGAACCGAAUGGUAAAAUUAUUGACCUUAGAAAACUUCGUUCAGUAACUUCUAUACAUGGAGAUAUAAAUAAAAAUGAACCAAAAAAUAUCAUUAUACUUAAAAUUAAUGGAAAAAGACAUCGAUUUGGUUUUGAUAAUAUAUAUGAAUAUAAUCAAUGGAAAACUCUUCUUGAUGGAGUAUAUAAUUCUUCAUGGGAUUUAAUCAAUAAAGAUCGUCCUGAUGAAAAUACAACUGUAAAUAUGCUAUAUGAAUCUGCUACAGCAAUGCGAUAUCGUGUUCAUUUUACUGAUUUAGCAACUCAAGAAAUUUUAUCUUUACCAAGUGGUGUAUGUGAAUUAAUAGUUGAUACAGAUAAAAUAGUUCUUGAACAACAUCAUGAUAAACAAUAUACAUUUCCACGUUCAACAAUUCGUACAAUACGUUUAAUAAAUGAUCGUGAUAUUGAAUUUGAAUUAGGUACACGUGCACCUGUACAAGGUUUUAUACGUUUUCGUUUUGAAUCAUCUAUUGAUGCACGUUCAUGUUAUUUACAAUGGAACGAAGGUAUUACAACAGCAGAAACAAGCUAUCGAGAAUCACGAGAACAUUUAUUAACAAGACAUAAGUCACAAAAAACAGGAUGUUCAGUACCUCCACCACAUAUUCCGUUACAACAAGAAUAUAGCCAUCAAUCAUUUCGCGCACCAAGAAAUUUAUUAACAAGAAGUUCAUAUUAUAACAUGGAAUCAUCAGCAAUAAAUAUACCUCAAAAUGAGUAUACAGCAUUUCAGACACUUGUCUAG